UCCUCCUCCUCCUGCAGAAGCGCACAAUGAUCCAGCUCUUCCGCUGUGGGUCUGGCUGCUUAUUUGGGAAGACUUCAAAUCAAGGAUCAAAUCAAGUCGACAGCUCUUGAGAGACGGGCCGAGAGAAGGACUGCUGUCUUCUUUUUUUUCUUCUUCUUGCAGCAGUAGUCGGAGUCAGAUCAGCUCCCGUUGCAGACUCUUGUCUGUCCUGGUCUGAGUGGUUUUCCCUCAGUGUUCAGCUUCCAGCUCACCUGCACACGCCAAACCAUGCGCUUGCGGGCUGCGCUCCCACGGUUUACCUCCCUCCUAUUUCUCCUUCUUUUCCCACCCGUUUUCUCCUCAAAACCUCAGUGGGUUCUCCAGCGCGUCCCUGUGGUCCUCCCCCAGCAGACGGAGGCUCGGCCAGCCCCUCACUUCCUGUCUCCGGCCCGCUUGGAUGUUACUUCGCCCUGUGACCCAGAAUGCCACAAGAAAGCUCCUCGCCCGAGCUACUGGGACCUGCGGCGACUUCUGGCCUACGAGACCCUCCACUCCAACGGUCAACUCACUGAAACCGCCAUCGGGAUCUAUGGCUACAACCCCAAUCCUGACACCAGCCCAGCCUACUCCUCUGCGUCGUCUGGCAAGACUGAGCGGUCGCACGUCAGAAGAAAGCGGCAGAUCUUUGGCCAUGAUGGCCGCUUCAGCAUUGCCGGGCAGAACUUCCUGCUCAAAUAUCCCUUCUCAGUGGCUGUUAAGCUGUCCACCGGGUGCUCUGGUACACUCGUGGGAGACCGUCACGUCCUUACGGCUGCUCACUGCGUUCACGAUGGUAAAAACUAUGUGAAAGGAGCCCAGAAGCUCCGUGUUGGCUUUUUGAAACCUAAGCAACGGGACACGCAAUAUUCUCCCUUUUACGUUUCCUCCAACCUUACCAACCACGUUGAAGGAGGCGCUGCCCCGUACGCCGCCCCGACCAACGACAAAAUGAAGUUCCAGUGGAUCAGAGCCAAGCGCACCCACGUCCCCAAGGGAUGGAUUAAAGGGAACGCCAAUGAUAUUGGAAUGGACUACGACUAUGCUUUGCUGGAACUUAAGAAACCCCACAAACGACGCCACAUGAAUUUGGGAGUCAGCCCCUCGGCGCAGAGACUGCCCGGUAAACGGGUCCACUUCUCGGGAUUUGACAACGACCGCCCAGGUCAGCUGGUGUAUCGGUUCUGCCGGGCCGGCGAGGAGACAUCAGAUCUUCUGUACCAGCACUGUGAUGCUCAGCCUGGGGCCAGCGGCUCAGGGGUCUACGCCCGGAUGUGGGACGGACGGCGCAGGCGCUGGGAGCGGAAGGUGAUAGGCGUGUUCUCUGGGCAUCAGUGGGUGGAGCGACAAGGGGCGUCUCAGGAAUUUAACGUAGCCGUGAAAAUCACACCUCUCAAAUACGCUCAGAUCUGCUACUGGAUAAAAGGAAACUUCCUGAACUGCAGGGAAGGGUGAGAAAAAAACGGGAGUGAGGACUACACGAGCCACACGGGGGUGUAGCUACAAGAUCAACGACCCUCUGCAUCCUCAUGCAUCCUUCUGGGAUACAGGGGCAACAAGAACCCACAUUUUUUCAUCGCAAUACGUGUAGCAGUGACAUAACAUUAAUAUCAAAAUUUAGUUUGUUGCCCCUUCUUCUCAGAUGCCAAUAUCACCAAGUCCAGUAAUGACACUACAUUGCAUAACCACGGCGUGUUUAUUUUGUUUAUGCUUAGUACCUCAUCGCCACUCACAUUUCUAAAACAUGGAACCGCUUCAUCUGCUUCACCGGAAAAACCAAGUUAUCUCGAGUCCCUUCCGAUCUGGACCACGGACUGAUGAAGUAGGACCGGGGGAACUGUUAGUCUGUUUAUUAUAGCCUUCUUCCUGAGCUUAUACUAAAGAUUGCACUGUUGGGAAAAAAGUGUUUCUACUGAAAAUGAUGACUGUGGAUGAAUGUACAACUACCAAAGUUGCCAACUGUUUCUUUCCAAACUAUCCCGCAUCUCCUGUCAGUGGGCACACUACUUAUCAUCAAACAUAGUGAACAUCCAACUUGUUAUACAGGUUGGUGGUAAAUGUCGGCAGAUGUCUCUUGUCGCGGCUGUGGAUUACUUGUCACAUGAAGCAGUUUGCUGAGCGUUUUUCUUAAUUGCUUAGUGCCACCUGGUGGCCACAUAAAACACUGCAAGUGUCCACAAUGAGCAUUAUGCCAACUUAAACUAGGCUUAAAAGCACUUUUUACUUUCUCUCGUUUUUGUGAUGUUUCCAGAACAGAAGACUUGUUGCAGAUUUAUGAAAUAUAUGCUUUAAAAAAAAAAAAUGAACCUGUGUCACAUAUUUGUUUGUAAUUUGCUCAUACAACACAUGCAAAAAAACAAAAAACAAAAAUUAAACACAACAUCGGGUUAAACACCACUUGUUUUAUUUCAGAUGUCAAAAUGAAUAUUCUGAAAUGCAGCGGGGAAACCGAAACACUGUAAAAUGCCAAAAUAUGAGGACCAGCUCCCAUGACUUCUUCAGCACCGACAACUAGGACUUUGAAAACGGGAUUCAGAGAUUUUGGCGCAUUAAAAAACAAAAAACAAAACAAACAAAAACUGCAAAUUGUUUUAUAGUUAUCGUUGUUGUUAUAGUUAAAUGGUUUAUCUUUUUUUUUUAAGUUUAUCCUCUCUUGGGAAAGAUGACAUUCACUUCAGGGCACCGUGCUCAACAGUUAAAAUCUCAUACGUCGGGUCUCCUCUUCAGAGGCAAAAGUGCUGGUUUUCACAAAACCGCAGAAAGCGAAGAGAUUGUGUUAUGUGAGCAGAGACGUAUCAUUCAAGCAAGAAGUGAAAUAAAGCGAACUUAAAAUGU
Molecule: messenger RNA, 2850 nt
Organism: Mugil cephalus (flathead mullet)
Lineage: Eukaryota; Metazoa; Chordata; Actinopteri; Mugiliformes; Mugilidae
Product: serine protease 23-like
Exons: 2
Coding region: 268-1470 (400 amino acids)
Biological process (GO): proteolysis
Molecular function (GO): serine-type endopeptidase activity
Source: RefSeq, a predicted model, not a curated record